Molecule: messenger RNA, 1654 nt
Organism: Medicago truncatula (barrel medic)
Lineage: Eukaryota; Viridiplantae; Streptophyta; Magnoliopsida; Fabales; Fabaceae
Product: homeobox protein knotted-1-like 4
Exons: 6
Coding region: 255-1358 (367 amino acids)
Biological process (GO): regulation of DNA-templated transcription
Cellular component (GO): nucleus
Molecular function (GO): DNA binding
Source: RefSeq, a predicted model, not a curated record
CCCUUGGAUCCGUUCUCAAUCUAAUAUCCCUUGAUUUUCGUGUCAUCAUCUUUCAAAAAGUCUUCUCCCAUAAAAGAAAGUGCUUUUCCAAACCUCUUCUUCCUUCCACCACUUCUCCUACCUAGCUCUAACUCCUCUCCCUCACCCAACAAUUUUCCCACCAAAAUUCUCAACCCUCAAUGUAGCAGAUGUGAAACACACAAGAAAAAAAAACCCUAAACAUAAAAAAAAAAAGUGAUUAAUUUAUUAAGCAAAUGGCUUUUCAUCACGACCAUCUCUCUCAUGAAAUCAAUUUUCAACCAUUCAAUGAAGAGCAACAGUUAAAUCAAAGCAGAGAUAUGCAAAGACUACUACCAUUCACCGGAGCCGGUGCCGGAUCAGCGCCAAAUUGGCUCAACAACGCUGUAAACCUACGGCAGCAGAAUUUCCUCCACUUACAGCCAGAUACAUCACAAAACGAGGACGUAAGAGGUAUCACCCGGGAUCGAAACCGGGCCGAAAGCAACACAGAAUCAUCAGAGGAGUUAUCACAAUAUAAAGCAGACAUAUUAGGACACCCUCUUUACGAUCAGCUUCUAUCUGCUCAUGUUUCGUGUCUGCGAAUUGCUACGCCCGUCGAUCAGCUUCCGCGGAUCGACGCACAGCUUCAGCAGUCGCAGCGCGUGGUGGAUAAGUACUCUUCACUUGCUAAUGCUAAUGGUGUUGUGGAUGAAAAGGAGCUUGAUCAAUUCAUGACGCAUUAUGUUCUCCUGCUCUGUGCUUUUAAAGAACAAUUGCAACAACAUGUCCGUGUUCAUGCCAUGGAAGCUGUUAUGGCUUGUUGGGAGCUGGAGCAGUCUCUACAAAGCUUGACCGGUGUAUCUCCUGGUGAAGGGAGUGGUGCAACAAUGUCGGACGAUGAAGAUGACCAAGCAGAGAGCAAUGCAAACUUAUAUGAAGGAAGCCUUGAUGGUGGUGAUAGUCUCAGCUUUGGUCCUCUUGUUCCUACUGAAAGUGAAAGAUCUUUAAUGGAACGUGUGAGACAGGAGUUGAAGCACGAGCUAAAACAGGGUUACAAGAGUAAGAUUGUGGACAUAAGAGAAGAAAUUCUACGGAAGAGAAGAGCGGGAAAGCUCCCGGGUGACACCACCUCCCUUUUGAAAGCUUGGUGGCAAUCACACUCUAAAUGGCCUUAUCCUACUGAAGAAGACAAGGCUAGGUUGGUCCAGGAAACAGGACUUCAAUUAAAGCAAAUAAAUAACUGGUUCAUUAAUCAAAGAAAAAGGAAUUGGCAUACUAAUCCUUCGUCUUCCACUGGCUCCAAAACCAAACGCAAGAGUAGUGGCGCAGGUGAAACAAGUAACCAGAGUUUCAUAUGAUUCGGCCCCUGUUUUGAACAAGGAAACAAAGAUGGAAAAGAAAAAAUCUAUCCAAAAUUUUCAUUCUAUGCAACAGUAUAUGGUGGGACAUUUGAUAGGGCAAGAACUUAAUUAUAGUGAAAAACAUGAAACUCGUGUUGUGGAAUAUGAAUGUUAAAUCGAAAUUUAUGUUUAUACCAACCAUUGCUAAGAAAUGAUAUGUACUUGGUUAUAUUACAGAGGAAGCUAGUUUUGUUUUUGUUGUGUAUAUUAGGCUAACGGUAUAAUAAGAUCGUAAAAGACAAAUAUUGCAAGUU